UUCUCAUUCGGGAGGAACAGCUGAGCUUCGGUCAGUAACAGGGAGUGAGUCUGCAGCGAACAUCCGACAUCCAACAUGUCUCUGUCCAACAAACUCACCCUCGACAAGGUGGAUGUGAAAGGAAAGCGAGUCGUUAUGAGGGUCGACUUCAACGUGCCCAUGAAGGACAAAGCAAUCACAAACAGCCAGAGAAUUAAGGCUGCACUCCCAUCCAUCCAGCACUGCUUAAACAAUGGUGCAAAAUCAGUGGUGCUGAUGAGCCACCUGGGCCGACCCGAUGGUGUUCCCAUGCCUAAUAAGUACUCUCUGGAGGCUGUCGCUGCAGAACUCAAGAACCUACUGGGCAAAGACAUUAAGUUUUUGAAAGACUGUGUCGGUUCAGAAGUGGAAAGUGCCUGUGCCGAUCCUCCCGCAGGCUCUAUUAUUCUUCUGGAGAACCUCCGCUUCCAUGUGGCUGAAGAGGGCAAGGGCAAAGAUGCUUCAGGCAACAAGACUAAAGCAUCUAAGGAAGAGAUUAACACUUUCAGGGCCUCCCUGUCCAAGCUGGGUGACGUUUAUGUUAAUGAUGCCUUUGGAACAGCACACAGAGCUCACAGCUCCAUGGUUGGAGUCGAUCUGCCUCAGAAAGCUGCAGGAUUCCUGAUGAAGAAGGAGCUGGACUACUUUGCCAUGGCCUUGGAGAAGCCACAAAGACCUUUCCUGGCCAUCCUCGGAGGGGCGAAAGUCAAAGAUAAGAUCCAGCUGAUCAACAACAUGCUGGAUAAAGUAAAUGAGAUGAUUAUUGGAGGCGGCAUGGCGUUCACCUUCCUCAAGGUCCUCAAGAACAUGGAGAUCGGCAACUCCCUGUUUGACGAGGAGGGAUCUAAAAUUGUCAAAGAUCUGAUGGCUAAAGCAGAGAAGAAUGGCGUCAAGAUCACCCUUCCAGUUGACUUUGUCACCGCAGAUAAGUUUGACGAAAAGGCCGCCACUGGAAAGGCUACGGUGGCUGAAGGCAUUCCAGCAGGCUGGAUGGGUCUGGACUGUGGGUCUGAGAGCUCCAAGAUCUACGCAGAGGCAGUAGGGAGGGCUAAGCAGAUUGUGUGGAACGGACCUGUCGGUGUGUUUGAGUGGGAUAACUUUGCCAAUGGAACCAAGAGUCUGAUGGACAAAGUUGUGGAGGUGACCAAAAACGGCUGCAUCACCAUCAUCGGUGGUGGGGACACAGCUACCUGCUGCGCCAAGUGGAACACUGAAGACAAGGUGAGCCACGUGAGUACAGGAGGUGGAGCCAGUCUGGAGCUUCUGGAGGGGAAAGUGUUGCCUGGUGUUGAUGCCCUCAGCAAUGUCUAAGCAGCUGGCACUUUGUUUACUGGAGCUGAUGAUGCUCACCCUGAAGGGACUCUUGUGCUUGUCUGCUGUCUUGGCCUCUGUUUAUUGGUGUCAGUGUUCAGGGUCACAUGUAACAAAUAGCGUUAUCUCUGCUGGACAUUAUCAUCAGUUCUUUACUUCACUUAGUCUACACUUUUGUUCCCAUUGCUUUUUCACCACACUGAGCUGUUCUGCUGUUUUUCAGUAUGUAAAGUGUGAUGCUACUGAUACAUCGAUUACACCUUUUUGUUUCACCUGCUCAAGUGUUUGUGUAUGUGUGUCUUUGUGUCAUUAAUGUAUAGCCAGUAAGCAUAUUCACUACAGCAUACAGUGUGUGAGUGUGUGAUCCAACCAUCAUCUUUUUGUCACCUCUGAUGUUAAAGUGUAGACUGAUUUCAUUUUGCACUUGUGAUCUUGGUCCUAUGGCUUAUAAAAUAGAUCCCUUGUCAAGUAAAUUAACUGCCCAGAUGGUCUAAGUAGUCUAAUAUGGACUUCAAAUAAAAGGUUAAAAACA
Molecule: messenger RNA, 1861 nt
Organism: Trichomycterus rosablanca
Lineage: Eukaryota; Metazoa; Chordata; Actinopteri; Siluriformes; Trichomycteridae
Gene: pgk1
Product: phosphoglycerate kinase 1
Exons: 11
Coding region: 76-1329 (417 amino acids)
Biological process (GO): glycolytic process; gluconeogenesis
Cellular component (GO): cytosol
Molecular function (GO): phosphoglycerate kinase activity; ADP binding; ATP binding
Source: RefSeq, a predicted model, not a curated record